AUGUUUGGCGAUAAGGAUGAUACUAGCGAAGGCCUUUCGAGCAAGGGUUUUGAAUUCCCUAAUGAUAAAAAUAAUAUUUAUGUUUUAUAUAAAAGAGAGAAUGAAGAUGAUAAAAUACUAAUUGAAAACAUAUGUGAUUUAUUUGAAAAAAUAUAUAAGGAUAAAACAGCAUUUACAGAAAUAAUUAAAAAUAUAAGUUUAUAUUUAAAUAAUUUAAAAAGGAACAACAAAUAUUAUGAUUUAAUUUUUUCAAAUAACAAUUUGUAUGGAAAAUAUGAUACAACAAAUGAGUAUAGCAAUUUUAAAAACAAUAUAAUAGAUAAAAUUAAUUCGAUAGACAUAAUUCAUAUAUUAUUGUCUUUCCCUUCAGAUCACAGUUAUUUAUACAAUACAUUAUUAUUAGUUUAUGAGGAACUUAAUUUAAUUGAAAUAAAAAAUAUAUACAAUGUUUUAUUUGAAUUAACAAAUUUCUUAAUAGAUAGAUAUGAUAUAUAUAAUGAUAAUUUAAACAGUUUUGAAUUAUUUGAUAAAUUUAUUUUAAAUUAUGAAUUAAAAUAUAUUUCUAAUGUGCAAAUACAUGACAUAUAUGAGUUUUUAAAAAACGACAAUGAAAAUUAUAUAAUCAUUUUACUUUCUUUGCUUAAUUAUUGUCUAAAUUUAAUAGAAAGUAUUAAUCAUUUUUUUUGUAAUGAAAAUGGUAAAUCUCUUAGUCUUAUCGACCAACUCGUAGUUGUAAAAAAAGAAAUAUACAACAAUGUAUGCAAAAUAAAAUAUAGCAAUAAUAAUAAUAAUAAUAAUAUUAUAAAAGACAAUAGUAGCAACAUACAUUGUCAAAAGAAAGAAAAUGAAUUUGUAGAAAGUAAUGGCUUACUUAUAAAUAAUAUUUAUUAUACUGAAAAUGAAAAAAGUAAAGCUUACAAUGAGUUUUUUGAGAAUUGUUUUAGUGUGGAAAAAGAAACUUAUAGUAAGGGAAAGGUUGAUAUGAUAAAAAUAGACGAUGAAAAAAUUAAUAAUUGUUUUUUUAUUUGUGAAUAUGAUGAUAAUAUUUUGUUAAUGAGAAAUUGUGUAAACGAUAAUGUAGAGGGGAUGACACUAAGCAUAGAUAUAAAGCACAGGUUUUGUCACGAAAUAAAACUAAAAUAUAUUAAUUUAGGAAUGUUAAAUAAAAUAAUGUGUAUAUUAUUGAAAGGAUUAAAAAUAUCUCAACAUUUAAAUGAAGAAAUUUGUAAAAAAACAUUAUACGUAUUUAGCAAUGUGAUAACAGAUAUAAUAAAAAAAUUUUAUAAAAAAAAUGAAAAUUUAUUAUUUUUGGAUAUUUUUUUUACAAAUAUAUUAAAAACAACUAGGGAAUUAGUUCAAUUUUAUAAUGGGCAAAUUGAACGUUCUCCUAAACAAACUAUGCUAUUUUAUAAAUGUUUUAAUAAAAUAAUAGAUCAAAUAUCCAUAUUUUUACACAAUAAAGUAUGCUUUAAAAAAAUAUAUUAUGGUAAUAAAGAUUUAAAUAUAAAUUAUAAAAAUGUUGAAAAAUAUUUAUACCAUUUUGAUGAGACAUAUUAUAUGUUAUUUUAUUUAUUUUAUGUUAUUAUAGAAUUAGCAAAUGAAAUAAACAAUAAUAUAUUUUUAUUUUUCAUUUGUCUAAUUAACUAUAAAUGUGAAAAAGAAGAAGAUGAACAUGAUGUAAAUAAUUUGAACAAAAAAGAGGAUAUACCAUUUUUUGAUGUAAAAGAAAUAUUUUUAAAUAGUGAUUUUAUAAACAGUUGUAAAGAAAAAAUGAAAGAAAAAAAUAUAAAUCGAAUGAUAACUAUUUUCUUAUUUUUAGAAAAAAAAAUUAAGAAUUUUUUUUCAUAUUUUAAAUUCAUAUUUUGUUAUGUUUGGGAAAAAUAUUCUAUAACGAAAUUAGAGAAAAUUGAAGCGGACCAAUCAAAAGGAGAUAAAAAAAAACAAUUUAAAAUUCGAACAAAUUUCGAAAAUAUUUUAAAAAAAAUAAAAUAUGUUUUACUAGACAUGUUUGUAAAAUACACAAAAUUAUUAGUAAUAUAUAAAUAUUAUUUUAUUCCUUAUAUUAAUAAUACAAAUGAUCAUGUAGGAAUUUUUUUUGGUGAAUUUAUGUUAUAUAUGAAAUCUGUAGAGAAAUUAAUAUUUUUAAUUUUUCCAAAUUGUUCUAAUAAAAUUAUAAAUAAAUUAGAAAAAUAUACUAAGCAUAUGCAUAAAAUAUGUGAAAAUAAAUUAUCAGGAAAAAUACAAGAUUUUGUCAAAUUUAAUGAAAACCUAUACGAAUAUAAUAAAACAAAAAAUAACAACAAUUUUCAUAUAAAAGAAAAAAAAUUCAAUAAUUAUGAAGAAAAUGAUAAUUACAAACAUGAAAUUGAUGGUGAUAAUAAUAGCCAUGGAAUUAAUUCUCAAAUUUUACAAUCAACAAAAUAUAAAACUUCAAUGUGGUGUAUAAAAAAAGACAAAAAAUUCGAGCAAAUAAACAAUUAUAUUUCAUACGAAAUUAUUCUUUUAAAUAUUUUUGGAAUAAUUUAUGCAAAUAUAUUGGAAGAAAUAUAUGAGAAUAAAUACAAAUUUAUUUAUUUUAAAAAUAGUAUAAUUCAUUUUGAAUUUUUAAAAAAAUUAAAAACUGCUAUGAUAAAAGAAUUUGAUAAAGAUACAAAUGUGUUUAACGAAAUAACAGAAAAAAUAUACAAUGAUAAAUUUAAAGAAAAAAAAAAUUAUAAUUAUUAUUUUUGUUUUCCUUACGAGUUAUUAGCACUAUUAAUAAAUUUUCAAUUAAAAUUUUUUAUGAACAAUAUAUUAAAUAAUUAUAAAAUAUGUACUAUUGUUAUUGAAUUUAUUUUUUAUAUUAGCUCUACAAUAAAUCCUUAUUUUUUUAAAAUAUCUAAACAUAUAUGGGGAAUAUUAGGAAGUUAUAUAAAUUUAAAUAUAGAUCAUAUAUCUUUAUUAGCGCUAACAAAUAUUUUUUUUCAUUUAAUAUUAGACAAAACAAAUAUUGAUAUAGAUAUAGUGGGCACAUUUGAAAAUAUACCGAAUUCUAGUAGUAAGCAAUAUUUUUUAUAUUUAUUUUUAAAAAACCAAACAUUUUUAAAUGAAAAUGGAAAAAAUUAUUUAUUUUUUUUACAAUGUAUAUUGAGGAAUAUCAAUUCAGAAGAACUCAUAGAAAUAGUUAUGAAAAUUUUUUAUAGUAAACUUCACAUUAAAUUACAAUAUACUUUGAAUAUAUUAUUGGAAUAUUUAAAUUCAUACAGUAGAUGUGUUAUUAAAAUGGAAAAUGAAAUGAAUAUAGAAAUUGAUGAAAAGUUUUGUAAUAAUAAAAUAAAUGAUAAUGAAAACAAAAUAAUUUCAAUUUUUAUAUAUCUUGAUGUAAUUAACAUUUUUCCUGAAAAUUUUUUAGAUAUUUUGAAUGAUCUACAAUUAAAGAAAGACAUUUUAAAUAUGUUUAAUUUUUUUAUUUAUUUAAAUAAUGAAUUUUCUUUGCUUGCAAAAAGGUAUGAAAUAUAUAAAUAUGAUAAAAUUUUUAAAAAAAUAAUCAAAAUAAAUGGAAAAGAAAAUUUAGACAAUAAAAAUAACGAAGAAAUGCAAAUAAAAAAUAUAACAGAUGAUAAAAAUAUUUAUUAUAAUAAUAAGCCAAAAAUAUAUUUCCCAAUAUUAAUCUCGUCUUUAAUUUCUUAUUCGUUAUUUUAUAUUUUAAAGAAUUAUACAUUUUCUAUACAAAAAAAUGUUAUCAUUGAUUUUUACAAAAAUUUUUUUAGUGAUAAAUAUUUAUAUACAUUAUGUAAUAAUUAUAUAUAUGUAAAAAUAUUAAACGAAUCAUUUAUAAUUUUUAUGUAUAUAAAAAAAAUAAUUAAAGAAACAAACAUAGAUAAUCAUAAUAAUGAUAUACCAAUACAAUCCAUUGAAUUAAAUUGUCUUUUAGAAAAAAAUGACAUAAAUAAUAAUUUAAAAAUAUUAUCAAGUUUUUAUAAAGUGUAUAUUAUUUUUUUUAAACAAUAUCCUCACAUUUUUAUUUUCUCUAUAAUAUUUUUAAUUAAAAAUAAUAUUAUUACUUUAACAAAUGAAUCGGAAUUUUCCGAUUUUUAUAAUCAAAUAUGUAACGAUGUGAAUAAAGAUGAUAAAUAUUCAAGUUUUUUUAAAAAUUUAAUCUUUUCAAUACUUAAUUCAUUUUUUUUUGAGAAUAGAAAGAUAAAUGAUCUAACUAUUGUUAAAGAAAAUUAUUUUAAUGAAAAUAUAAAUUUAGUAACCAUGGCACGACAACAUUUUUUAAAUUCAUUUUUUCAGUCUAAACAAUUUUCAGAUAUAUCAAAAGAUCAUUUGAAAAAUACUAUUUCAAAAUUUUUUCAAACAAAUUUCAAAAAAUAUAAUUUUUGUGAAAACGAUAUUUCUAAUUUAGUCAACUUCCUUUUGCCAAAUAUGCAACUUUAA
This is a messenger RNA of Plasmodium berghei ANKA, 4419 nucleotides long. RefSeq names its product conserved Plasmodium protein, unknown function. NCBI's taxonomy places the organism in Eukaryota, Apicomplexa, Aconoidasida, Haemosporida, Plasmodiidae. The transcript has a single exon. The coding region runs from base 1 to 4419 and encodes 1472 amino acids. The record is from RefSeq and is a predicted model, not a curated record.